AUGGCUGAGCAAGCAGCCCUGGCAUUUCAGGCCGUUGUUGGAAUUGUUGGGAUCUGCGGUAAUGGUUUGGUGUGCGGGGUGAUAGCUAAAGUUCGCUUCAUGCACACCCUGACCAACGCCUUCAUCUUCAACCAAGCCCUGGUCGAUCUCAUCGGGUCGUUGGUGAUUCUACUUCAAAGGUUCGUACCAAUCCCUGAUCCGAUACCUCCCGGGGCUAUCGGGGUGCUUCUCUGCGCUCUGUGGGCCACUAAGUUCCUCCAAUGGGGACCGUUCACCGUGUCCACAUUCAACCUGAUAGCCUUGACUCUGGAACGGUACUUGGCCAUAGUGUUCCCCUUCAGGUACCAAACGUUGGCCAGUCGAAAGAAAGCCACAGCCGUACUUGUUGGUAUGUGGGUGGCGGGAUUUUUGUUCUCCGUUUAUAGCAUCUAUUUCCGCUACUACGAGGACGGGGAAUGCGUACCGAAUCAGGUGGCUCACCCGCGAGUUAUUGGGGUGUGUGUCUUCUUCGUGAAGUUUUUCCUGCCUGUCAGUGUCAUGCUCGUAGUCUACGGCCACAUAAUGGUGGUUCUGAAGAAGGGAACUGGCAGAAUUCAGCCUGGACCGGCGGCUGCAGGUCCAUCUACCGAGGGCCAGGGGGAGUCGCUGAUGCGUGCUCGCCGUAACACCUUCAAGACCCUCCUGAUCGUCUGCGUGGCGUUCAUCAUUUGUUGGUCACCAGACCAGAUCUUCUUUUUCCUCUUCAACAUCGGAGUGGAAGUCGACUUCAACUCUCCCGUAUCCUACUUAUUUGUCGGAAUGGUUUCUCUCAACUGCUGCCUGAACCCGUUCAUAUACGCCAUCAAGUACAAGCAGUUCCAAAAGGCGCUGAAAGUUGUCUUUGGUAAGAGGGGUGACAGGGCUUCAGUCGCAACUCUAAGUACAGGUCAAAACUGA
Messenger RNA from Patiria miniata (bat star), 936 nucleotides. Its product is annotated as galanin receptor 2a-like. Gene Ontology annotation, biological process: G protein-coupled receptor signaling pathway. Gene Ontology annotation, molecular function: G protein-coupled receptor activity. The transcript has a single exon. The coding region runs from base 1 to 936 and encodes 311 amino acids. NCBI's taxonomy places the organism in Eukaryota, Metazoa, Echinodermata, Asteroidea, Valvatida, Asterinidae. The record is from RefSeq and is a predicted model, not a curated record. Gene Ontology annotation, cellular component: membrane.